AUGGCAACUGAAGAAAACACUUCAGAAUGUUCACUACUUGAUCCCUUUGUUCCUUUAGAAGAUAUGGAAUCUGUUUGUCUAGAAGAUAACGACAACUUUUUAGACAGCAUGAUUAAUGAAUUAUUAUUUAAAAACGACGAUCAACUAUUAGAAGAAGCCAUAGCCGGUGAAAGCUUUUCCCUUUCCCUAUUUGAUGAUGUCAACGAGGUGCUUCCCCGGCCAUUAGAAAUAAGUAUGGAGAAUGACACUUCUGAGCCUUUGAGUAUCUCCGAGAUGUCUUCACACAUGAUCAACGAAAACAAGUGUAAAAAGACCCCCAAAAAUCCGCGAAGUGAAGGUAAACACUUUGUCCAGAGUCCUCAUGCUUUAAUCACCCACGACCACAUUCAGAAACGAGAAGAAAAAUUCCCAUGUCCCAAAUGUGAGAAAGUUUAUCAAACGGCAUAUCCUUUAAAAGCUCAUCUCAGGAGGCACUCCGGGGAGAAACCAUUCAUCUGCAACUGGUUGAACUGCACUUGGAGAUUUGCAAGAUCUGAUGAACUCGCUAGACAUAAAGAUUCUCACUCAGGAGUUAAACCUUACAAGUGCGAAUUUUGUGAAAAGGCUUUUGUAAGAUCUGACCACCUGUCUAGACACAUAAAAGUCCAUAUGAAACAUAAUAGCCAAUAUGGAACAUACGACAUAAGAAAGCGUGCAAAAUAAGAAAGUGUGUUAGGAAAGAUGUAAAGACUUUUUGCACUGAAUAAACUUAAGUGAUUUUUUUAACUCUAUUGCUGGAAUAAAUCCGGAUAUUAAUAUUUUUAAUUUUAGAUUUAAUAAUUAAAAUUAAUUGAUUUCUUAACACAAUAUUACAUUUGUACAGUGCACUUCCUAGCACUUUCCUGUUGUUUACACAUGGCAAGUUUAGUGGCCGCAAGUACUUUCAGCCAGUAAACUUGCCAAAUGUAAAUGAGGAUAUUGAUAAUGAUGACAACCUGCUCACCAACAAAGAGGAUAUCCUGUUACGAUGAGUUAAGCUUCAGUUACAUUUGGCAAGUUCACUGGCUGAAAGUAGUUGGGGCCACUAAACUUGCCAUGUGUAAACAACAGGAAAGUGCUAACAAGUGUACUUUCCUAUACAAGUCAUUUGUAUUUGAGUGGUGUCGUUACGUUUCCAGUACAGGUAGAAAGUAAUAAAUGUUAAUCUACUUAUUGUAUA
Molecule: messenger RNA, 1198 nt
Organism: Diabrotica virgifera virgifera (western corn rootworm)
Lineage: Eukaryota; Metazoa; Arthropoda; Insecta; Coleoptera; Chrysomelidae
Product: Krueppel-like factor 12
Exons: 1
Coding region: 1-702 (233 amino acids)
Biological process (GO): regulation of transcription by RNA polymerase II
Molecular function (GO): RNA polymerase II cis-regulatory region sequence-specific DNA binding; DNA-binding transcription factor activity, RNA polymerase II-specific
Source: RefSeq, a predicted model, not a curated record